UCGUCUGCUCCAGAGUGCUAAAUUUAUCUUCAGAGGAACGACCGCGCCAGCCGCGAACCGGAUCUCUAUGGAGGUGGCAUAGGCGGUAUCCCCGAGCUGAGAGCAUCACCCUGUCCCCGAAUCCUUCCUCCCUCUGUUUUGUUUUUCAUUCCCCCCUCCCUCCCUCUCCCCUUCCAGUCUGCGACGACUGGCUCUUGACCUUGUUCAGGCCUCGGUGAAGGUGAGGACCAGAGCCGCCACGGCGGCUGAGCGGUGCGCUCUGAAAUGGCUGCUGCCUUGAGCUGUUUAAAAUGGCGGCCGCAGACUCAGCUGGGGACCGCGGCGCAGCCCAGCAGCCCAGCCGCAGCGAAGACCGGUCUCCAUCACUGAUGGAGGUGACGUAGAGAGAUAGUGUUGGGUGCUGAGGAAACCGCCCGGGGACGCGAGAGAAGAGUUUUGGAGGCGAGGGUGGGCGAGCCCCCAGAUGUGGCGGGUCUGCUGGCAGCGCGCACCUGUGACAAGGAGGCGUAGCUGGCCCAGGCAGCACAUCGAAGUGACCGUUUAAAGAAGCAUGUAGGUGCUGGAAAGGGCAACCGCCCCCACCUUUGCCUGGGCUUUCUGACUGGACUGCACUCUCAACCCGGCCCUCCUGUCCCUGAGGGUGGUGUUCAUAGCUGGAACAGCCCGAAGGUGGGGGUGAAGGGAUGGUGUUACCUGUCAGUUUAACCCAGAGAAGAGACAAAAGAACAGGGUUUCUCCCCACCCCCCAACGCCUGCCAGCCUUUUCGGGUAAUGGAAUAGAAACUUGACUUUCGAGGGAGUCUAGACUCUUUGUCCUCGAGAGAUUCGGGAAAGCACCUCUAGAAGAGGUGGGGAUGAGGCCUUCCGUGAGGAAAACAAAGCUUCUUACUCCAUUGUGUCCUCCUCGGGUAGCCAGGGAGAGGGCUUCUAACCCCAACCAGCAGCUCCACGAAGUUCUCUGUUGUUAAAUUAAAAUCGGGUUGUGGAAAUGAGAAUCUACUGCUCUUUUGCUCCCAGUAAUGGAGUAGGGCUUUCUGCUGCUGCAGUUUGAAACCCUCGACUGUCUGGCAGUUGUAAUCCAUUUCUCUUCUGCCACCCGUUAGUGCUUGGGAAAUUUAUUCAGACACACACAAGGAAUGGCUAGGUGCGUGGGCUCUGCAGCGCCAACUUUUUGGGUUCUUUUCUUAGUUCUUCACUUACAAGAUGUAUUAAGUUAGCAGAUGACUUCUCAGUCUAUUAGUUCAUCUCUUAAAUUUGGUCAAUACUAGUCCCUGACUCUCGAGUUUAAGGAUUAAAUGAGAUAAUCUAUAUGAGGGAUCUAGCAGUUACAGUCAUAGUAAACAAUGAUCAUUCUAUAAACAUUAGUAACCUAACAGGAAAUUGGUUGAGGGGACAAAAAGGGUUAUAGCAAAAAUGUGUACUUCAUACAACACUUCCCGGUAUAACUCUAUUUUAGAUUACUUUCAAUGCUUGGUUUUAGAGACAUUAAAAUGUGACCACUUUUAAAAGUUAGAUUUAGUUUUUGAAAGUGUUAACGUGUUUCUGUGAAGUCAGUGGUUGGGAGGGUGUCUCAAAACAAUGAAAGAACAAGAGUAUUAAGUGAGAUGAAAAUACUAGCAUUUUUACUGUGCUAGGCUUCUUCUGUUUCAGUCCACUGCAUUGCAGUGGAGAAUCAUUUGCCUGGAUCUAAAAUAAAUUGUAAUGAAGAAUCAUCUUAGGGGUUUAUAGUUAGUUCUGCUUUUACAGUGUCUAAUUUUAAUUUUUCUCAUUCUAGGCUUUUGGUUACUCCCUUUCCACCCCAUCCCUUAACUUUAUUCUUUUGAAGAGUCUGCAUGUCAAGCUGCCAAGGUGGAGAGUGUGAUUGCAGAAGGGAGUACUUCUCAUUUCAGCUUUAUUUUUAUGUGAUAAUCUACAUUUAAGAAAAGGUGUGCCAUACCUGAGAGCACCAGGAAGUCGCAUGAGAAAUCACCUGAUACACGAACGUGUGAUGUUCCAUCUGCGCAUUGAUGCAUAGGCAGCAUUUACAAAUUAACUGAUGUGUUGCUCUGUAUCAUCUCUUUGAUGAUUGCUCAUCUUCUGUGUAUCCUGUUGUAUAAUUUCAACACAUUUGUGAUACUCAAUGUUUAUUCUAAAUUAACCAUGUUUUGUACCACAAACACAUUGCCUAUGGAUCUGUUGUUGAAACAAGGAAGUCUUAAACAAGAAGUAGAAUCUUUUUGUUACCAAAUUGUGUCUGAAUCAAAUGAUCAAAAGGUUGGAAUAUUACAAAGCGAGGAUGAACAGUUGCAGCCUUCAGUUUCUAAAAAAUCAGAAGGUGAGCUUUCCAGGGUCAAAUUUAUGUCCAAUUCCAACAAAAUAACAACAUUUAGUAAGAAACCAAAAAGAAGAAAAUAUGAUGAAAGUUACUUGUCUUUUGGAUUUACUUACUUUGGAAAUAGAGAUGCACCUCAUGCUCAGUGUGUGUUAUGUAAGAAAAUUUUAUCAAAUAGUUCUUUGGCCCCUAGUAAACUUCGAAGACAUUUGGAAACUAAACAUGCUGCCUACAAAGACAAAGACAUAAGCUUUUUCAAGCAACAUCUUGAUUCGCCUGAAAAUAACAAACCUCCAACACCUAAAAUCGUCAAUACAGAUAAUGAAAGUGCUACAGAGGCAUCAUACAAUGUAAGUUACCAUAUAGCCCUGAGUGGAGAGGCUCAUACUAUUGGAGAAUUGCUUAUCAAGCCUUGUGCAAAAGAUGUUGUGAUGCGAAUGUUUGAUGAACAAUACAGUAAAAAAAUAGAUGCAGUACAACUAUCAAAUAGUACUGUUGCACGUCGAAUUAAGGAUCUUGCUGCUGACAUUGAAGAAGAGCUUGUUUGUAGACUGAAAAUUUGUGAUGGGUUUUCACUGCAGCUAGAUGAAUCAGCUGAUGUGUCAGGACUGGCUGUGCUGCUUGUGUUUGUUCGUUAUAGGUUUAAUAAAUCUAUUGAGGAAGACCUACUCUUAUGUGAAUCUUUGCAAAGUAAUGCUACUGGUGAAGAAAUUUUCAACUGCAUCAACAGUUUUAUGCAGAAACAUGAAAUUGAAUGGGAAAAAUGUGUUGAUGUUUGUAGCGAUGCUUCUAGGGCAAUGGACGGGAAAAUUGCUGAGGCUGUCACCUUGAUAAAAUAUGUGGCUCCCGAAAGCACCAGUAGUCACUGCCUAUUAUAUAGACAUGCACUAGCGGUUAAAAUAAUGCCUGCAUCUCUGAAAAAUGUGCUAGAUCAGGCAGUACAAAUCAUCAAUUACAUUAAAGCUCGACCACAUCAAUCCAGGCUACUAAAAAUUUUAUGUGAGGAAAUGGGUGCCCAGCACACAGCACUUCUUCUGAAUACAGAGGUGAGGUGGCUUUCCCGAGGUAAAGUUCUCGUAAGACUUUUUGAGCUUCGUCGUGAACUCUUGGUUUUCAUGGAUUCUGCUUUUCGACUAUCUGAUUGUUUAACAAAUUCAUCUUGGCUGCUAAGACUUGCAUAUCUUGCAGAUAUUUUUACUAAAUUAAAUGAGGUUAAUCUAUCAAUGCAAGGAAAAAAUGUAACAGUUUUUACAGUUUUUGAUAAAAUGUCAUCAUUGUUAAGAAAAUUAGAGUUUUGGGCUUCAUCUGUAGAAGAAGAAAAUUUUGAUUGUUUUCCUACACUCAGUGACUUUUUGACUGAAAUUAAUUCUACAGUCGAUAAAGAUAUUUGUAGUGCCAUUGUGCAGCACCUAAGGGGUUUGCGCUCUACUCUGUUAAAAUAUUUUCCUGUAACAAAUGACAAUAACACUUGGGUUAGAAAUCCAUUUACAGUAACUGUUAAGCCAGUCUCAUUAGUAGCACGGGACUAUGAGAGCCUGAUUGAUUUAACAUCUGAUUCUCAAGUGAAACAAAAUUUCAGUGAACUUUCACUAAAUGAUUUUUGGAGUAGCCUAAUUCAAGAGUACCCAAGCAUUGCGAGGCGUGCAGUUCGUGUACUUCUUCCUUUUGCUACAAUGCACCUGUGUGAAACGGGAUUUUCAUAUUAUGCUGCAACAAAAACGAAAUACAGGAAAAGACUUGAUGCUGCACCUCAUAUGCGGAUUCGACUUAGCAACAUUACACCUAAUAUUAAGCGGAUAUGUGAUAAAAAGACACAAAAACACUGUUCUCAUUAAAAUUAAGAGGGUUUUGCAUGUCUCUUGAUAACCAAAUAUAAGAUGAAAAUAAAAGAUGAUUUCAUCUCUGCUA
Molecule: messenger RNA, 4219 nt
Organism: Mustela erminea (ermine)
Lineage: Eukaryota; Metazoa; Chordata; Mammalia; Carnivora; Mustelidae
Gene: ZBED5
Product: zinc finger BED-type containing 5
Exons: 2
Coding region: 2062-4146 (694 amino acids)
Molecular function (GO): DNA binding
Source: RefSeq, a predicted model, not a curated record